AUGACGACGCCUCUCGUGUGGAAGCCCUCGCCGGUGUCCAUGUCGCGCCACAACAUGCAGUUCGUCGGCUUCUUCACCGCCUUCGCGAUCCCGCUGGGCCUGUUCAUGUGGGGUGUUCGGGACCCCUCGAGCGUCGCGGAGGCAAGGAAGAGAGCCGAGCGGUGGCGAGCCUCGAGGUCGUAA
Messenger RNA from Cladophialophora psammophila CBS 110553, 183 nucleotides. RefSeq lists its product as uncharacterized. Bases 1 to 183 code for a protein of 60 amino acids. Lineage: Eukaryota; Fungi; Ascomycota; Eurotiomycetes; Chaetothyriales; Herpotrichiellaceae. The record is from RefSeq and is a predicted model, not a curated record. The transcript has a single exon.